Fimicolochytrium jonesii is the source of this 6212-nucleotide messenger RNA. RefSeq lists its product as uncharacterized. The coding region runs from base 181 to 5928 and encodes 1915 amino acids. Lineage: Eukaryota; Fungi; Chytridiomycota; Chytridiomycetes; Spizellomycetales; Powellomycetaceae. The record is from RefSeq and is a predicted model, not a curated record. The transcript has 4 exons.
AGGGAAAAAGACCCCGUCCUGAGUGGGGAAUUCAGACAGUCCUCCAGCGUUUGGGCGGAACGACGACGACGACGCAAUUUUACCCUUGGACAGUCACAUUCCUUUGACCCCAAGAUCAAGGCCCUGCUACCAAGUCGCCCUUGCCCCCCCCUUUGCGGUCGCAUACUCCGGCCGUCUGACAUGACAAACCCCCCAGCCGUUAACGGCCAUGCGGUCUCAGCAAGCUCCGGCGUAGCCGACUACAGUGCUCUUUUGAAUCACCUUAUCGAUCACGAAGUUGUCGAUCAGCACAAACGGGACGCUCGUAUUAUCAUCGACGUCCUGCGAUCACAAGGCCAGUCUGACGAGGAAAUUUGGCAUACACUCUGUCAAGCUAGGAAUAGUUUGGGAGGGGUAAGCAGACCUCCGCUGACUUCGCACAAUGCAAAGAUGGGCAAUAGCUUAGUCAAUGGCACGGCGAACGGGGUGGAAAAGGGGAACAACGCAUCGGCUGCUGCCAGACGGUCUAUUCCCGGAACAGCGACGGCCUCCGGCGCCGCCGUCCCAUCACGUGACAUUCAAAGACCGACUCCUGAACAAAGCCUUCACUCGCUUGUGGCCGCGGCGUCCGAGGCGAGGGCUGCCUCGGCAGGUUCAAGCAAUGGCAUCAAUGGGUCUACGAGCUUCAGGUCGGCACCUACCCAUGCCGGUUCUUCCGCAAGUCAACCUCCCACAGACAAGUCUCACGAUCUUCGAGCGCCUCCUACUCAAGCCCCUGGAUCUCCUGGGAUUUCAGUUUCACGUCUUCCCCAUGCGGACGCACCCAGGACAAGCAUGGCGGUCGCAUCACUGGAUAGGUCUUCACAGUCUAUCGCGCCAUCAAGCCAUUCGGAAGGUUCUGAAGGUCCUGCAGUAAGACACAUAUCCCCGAAUCGACCCCCGCCGCCGCAUGGGAGGGCUUUUGAAGUUACAGUUCAGCCGGUCCGAAGCUCGCAAGUUUCUCGCGCCCUGCCCCCUCCUCCGCAGCUACCAAGACCUCUCCCUGGCCGUCCAAUGGCGGGGAGUCCGGGAGUGAGAUCGAUGGACACAUCCCCCGCGCGGGAAGCGGAUCCCGCUUUCACCAAGACAUCGUCGUCUACACCCUCUGUGAUCGGCAACGUGUCGAGCACCAUGGAGGUGUCGAGCUCUAUGAUGCAUUCUAAACCGGCUCCUGUGAUCCCGCCGGCUUCUACCGGAAGUCAGGGGCUCAGAUCCAUGUCACCUGUGAAGACGAGUAGAGCAAUAAGGACGACCGAAAGCGAGGAGCUUGCUGCCGAACAGAGAAGGAUCGAGGCGGAGCUGGAGCAAGCCAAGAAAGAACAAGAGGCUCGUCGAGAAUCUCGCGAACGUGUAAAGCAAGCUAGGGAAGAAGCCAGAGCCGCGGCCCAGGAGCUUGAACGAUUGCGCGUGGUUGAGCGUCGUAAUCGGGAAGCGCAGCAAGCCCUUGAGGACGCUGAAGCCGACUGGCAGAGAGCGGAACAGGAGAUCGAGCGUCAUGAGGCGGAGCUACGAAUCAAGCAACAGGAACUUGAGCAACGAAAGCAAGGUUUCGAUUCACUAAAGCAAGGUGUCAAACGCAAGACCACUGCGACGCCAACCCCGGUGGACGUGGACGCGAUGGUUACUGCACCCUCUGGGGCGGUGACCUCAAGUGAAGCUUUGAGGAGCCCCCAAGAUCCCGAAGGGCGAGACGCCACCAAAAAGCGCAAGGUUGACGACGGAGAACGGUCUGUCCUCAGACCUCAAAGCUUCCAACCGGUGAAUACCGAGAUGAUGGGAGAUGACGAUGACGAUGAAGUUGGCUAUGUAUCACGUGGCCCCAUCAAGAUCAGCCUGCGAUCUUCUCAACGAUCCGCGCUGCAAGGUACCCCGUUGCCAGUUCGCGCUCCGGUCUUGCCACCACCGUCCCAGCCUGUGGUGCAAUCAGCUGUCGGGCGCCCCUCGCAACCAGUUUCUGCGCAGCCUGGGACAACUUCGCAACCCAUGUCGGUGUCGUCUUCUCAAGCACCGUCACCAUCGCAUGCCGUACAGACAUCGUCUUCGUCUCCAGAUGCGGUUAGACGAGCCGAGCAAGCUGCGUCCCAGAAGAAACGCGAGGCCGAAGUCAGAGCAUCUAUAGCUCGGGACGCCGAAAGGAAACGAGCCAUGGAAGCUGAAGCCGCUCUAGAUUACAGGAAACGGGCCAUGGAUGCCGAAGCUGCUGCUGCCGUAGAAAGGAAACGGGCUAUGGAAGCACACGCCGCAGCUCAAAGGAAAGGGGCGAUGGAAGCGGAAGCCGCUGCAGCUGAGAAGCAACGGGUUAUGAAAGCCUCAGCCGCUAUAUUAGAGAAGAAAGUGAUGACAGAGCAAGCCGCUACAGCCGAGAUGAAGAAAGGGCUCAUUGAAACCCAAGCUGCUGCAGCGAAGGCCAGCGCGGUACCCUCGUCAUCGACUCCAGUGCCAUCCCGGAUCACAACCAAGACGCCUCAGCUGAUCGCUCAGCCUUUCGUUAUCCCAGACGAGGACGGCUCAAGCAUUCCCCGCUCACACAUAGCUGAGAGUAUAUCACCCUACACCCCAGUAAUUGAUGGACGUCGUCAGUCCAGCGCAAAGACGGCUAAUAUUUAUCAAUCGCUGAGCGCCAGCGUGACUCAAAAUCGGAAGAAACGAGAGUCUAUCGCCUCGGCUGGUCUACCAGCAUCCCCGAUGAAGAUCUCGGAGCCAAUCGUUAUUGAUGAUGAUGAGCCCAGCCCGUCCCGAUCUACGACGGGGAACGGCGCCCCGCACGCAGCACCAAUCACUUACAAUGUACCGAAGUGGCAAAGCGAGGUUAGCACCGCCCUUCAAAGAAUUGUUUCGCUCAAUACGUUCCAACAAAGAUCGGAGCAAUCAGGGGACAGGAAGCCUUCAGGCGCUGGGUCGAUUGCACCGGAACAACUCAAGGUCGACAAGACAGCAACGCCAGGGUUGAACGUGAAAGAUUUGGCUCGAUCAGUGCAGGAGGCUAAGGAGCAUGCUUUGAGGGCCGAAGCUACCCGCAAAGCAACUGAAGCCCAGCAACGGGAGCGCCAAGCCGAGGAAGUUCGGAAAGCGGCUGACGAACGCCGGAAGCAGCAAGAAGACGAAGCCCGGAAGAUUCGCGAGUUGCUCGAACGUCAAAAGCGUGAGAUUGCGGAACGUAAAGAACGUGAGGCCAAAGAAGCUCUCGAGCGCGAAGAAGAAGCACGCAGACGCGCCGAAGCCGAGAAGGAAGAGCAGCGGAAGCGAGAAGAAGCGCGAAAGAAACGACAAGAAGAGGAGCGCAAAAAAGAAGAGGCUGAACUCAAGCGGCGGUUGGCGAUUGUCAACAAGCAGCGCGAGGAGGCCCUCGAAAGGCAGCGUCGUGAAGAGCAGGCAAAGAUUCAACGCGAGGAAGAAGAGCGUCAAGCUCGGCUGAAGAAGGAGAAGGAGGAAGCUGCGCGGAAGGAGGCGGAACGGAUCGAGAGGGAUACUCGUCAGCGUGAAGAGUCCGAACGCAAACUGCGGGAGCAGAAAUUGAAGGAAGAGGCUGCCUUGAAAGAGCGCGAAGAGGCGGAACGAAAAGCGCAGGAACUGCGUCAGCGCGAAGAGGCCGAAUGCAAACUGCGGGAGGAAGCGGAAAUGAGAGAACGCGAGGCGCGCCUGCUGGCAGAAGAAGCAAUCCGCAAAGCGCAGAAAGCACAGGAAGCCCUACGCCAAGAAACAGAACGCAAAUUGCGGGAGCAGCAACAGAAACAAGAAGCUGAGCUCCGGAGGCAAGAGCGCGAAGAAAAAGAGCGUAAGGAAAGGGAAAAGCUCGCUCGUGAAGAAGCGGAACGCAAAUGGCGGGAGGAGCAGCAGAAGCUGGAGCUCCAAAAGCAGGAGCGGGAGGAAGGAGAGCGCAAGGAAAGGGAAAAGCUUGCUCGCGAAGAGGCAGAGUGCCAAGCUCGUGAGCUACGGGAACGUCAGGAAGCAGAGGAGGCAAAGCGUCUGGCACGCGAAGAAGCCGAGCGAAAGGCGCGCCCUGAUGCUGCGAUGAAGAAAGCGCAGGAGGAGGAGACGCGGAGGAGGGUGAAGGCCGAUCAACAACGUGUGCAAGAGGAGGAGGCACGAAGACGCGAAGGGGAAGCUCGAGAAGCUCAGAAGCGAGAAGAAGCGACCAGAAUCGAGCGCGAAAAGGCUGAAGCAGCCGCACGUAAGCGGGAGCAAGAUGAAAUCAAGAAGCUAGAGUUGCAAGAAGCUCUCCGCAGGAAUCGAGACGCGGACGCUGCUCGGAAGCCACCGCACGACCAGGCUCGCAAAGAAGCUGAGAGGAUGAGAGCGAACCUACUGCGACAAUCGACAAAGUCCCAGUCGGCCUCACCCGCAUUGGCACCCGUUCCGGCACCCGCUCAGUCCCGAACAAUGGCAGAACCUGAACGACUCGCCUUAGAGCUCAGGCAAAAGCUGUUGGUUAAGAAAGCGUCGAAAAGCGGGACGCCUGUCACGUCUCCUUCUAAGGACGCGAAAGAUUCCGGGGCUAACGCUUCGCAAGUUGACGCCGAGCUCAACGCGAUUCUCCAACGUGUCAACGCGCCGAGGCGAUACAAGCUGAGAGAUGACUUGGAGGACGGGGAAAUACCGGAUUCCAGCAACGCCUCUGCGAAGGGUCAGGAUUCGGCUGAGCAUUCCCCUACUCAUUCGCCCAUGAUCUCUCGCGCAGUUCUCAAGGUGAGCUCAAACUCGGCGGGUAAGAAGCCUGCGUUUCAAUCGUCUCUUCGGACCAAUGCUCCUGGGCCGUCUUCGAAGCUACAUUCUGCCGCGUCGUCGCCAGAAAGGAUCGUCACUGGCAAACCUGAUGCGCAAGAUGAACCUGCGGUGAAGAACGAAAGCAACCCCAGCACGCCACUUACUCAUGCUGUUCAGACUCCGGCCAAGCAAGAGAUGGGCUCUGCAGAGGAGAACAAUCAAGCCGUCGUUCGAUUUGCCACCACGGUAGAUGCUCCGCGUGUGCCAUAUCCGCCGAUGGUCAAUCACCCACUUGUGCCUUUCGGUCAUUUCGGAGCUCCUGUCCAUCAUAGUCAGUCAAUGCCACUUGGUCUUGAUCCCGCCGGCCUCCAGCAGCUGUUGAACGUGGUACCACUGGAAAGCCGCCAAACGUUCUUGGCCACCCUUCAUCAAGAACACAUCCGUACGGUCGCGCGGCAAGCGGAGGAGCGAGCGCGGCAGCAAUGGGAUCAAAUGUACGGACACCUUUUUUCGGGUUCAACGUCAAGCACAGCUCAGCAACCGGGACAACCGCCAAUGUCCGGCGCUUCGUCACCACCGACUGAUGUCCCAACCAUGCCAACCGCGUCAAUAGGAGGACGACCCACUUUCCAACCGGCUGGAAACCCGAAUGGCCCUUCCGCGCCUCUAACGAAUACAGGUGGAGUGCAAGGUAGCGCACUAGGUAGCCAUUCUAUGCUUCCCGCACCAGUUGUUCCCGGCUCUAUGGGGGGAAUGGCAGGGAUUCCCGCUAAUGCAGUUUUAGGAGGAGGAGGAUUUAGUGCGGCACCACCACUCCAGUUCAAUCCGCCGUGGGCGCCACCACCACCGCACCAUCAAGCGUGGCCAGCCCAUAUGAUGGCAACGCCCGCGCAUGCGAAGCACCCUGAUACCAGGAGUGGCGUCUUCACCUUUUCCCCCAUGUCACAAGUGGACUCGCCGCUACUCGCCAACGCCAAUGCCACAACAUCGGCACAAGCUUACUCACCCGCUUUCGGCAAUCAUGCGGUGUCGUCAAAUCAAGGAAAUGGCGAGCCUGGGUUUUCACCAGCAGAGUCCGUUAGUGGCACAGCUACUGCUGCGCCGAGAAAUGUAGUCGGUGAAGACCCGGACGUGAUAGCGGGGAUCGCUGGGCGAUUGAAAUUUGUCAAGCAACAUGCUGGUCAAAAGAAGACUGAGGGGCAGUGAGAGAGAAAGACAAAAGAAAACGAAGAAGAUGCGACUACGACGCUCCGAUAGAAGAUGACCGCUCUCAUGAGGGUUCGCGUACAGCUCAUUGGGAGUUGGCCGUCCCUUGUGAUAUCUCCUCCUACUGAUGGAGACAACCGUCUCCUUUAUGUCUGCCGAAUGUUUACCGUAUGUCGUGGAAUGAGCUCUUUUGGAUCGCACCCAAACCCCUGUGUAUGUAUAUAGAUGUGCUUUUUUAUUUUGUACGGUGUCAUGUAUAUCGAAUGGGCUUGAGCCUUUUGCUU